This is a messenger RNA of Eupeodes corollae, 2450 nucleotides long. Its product is annotated as adenylate kinase 7-like. The coding region runs from base 47 to 2386 and encodes 779 amino acids. NCBI's taxonomy places the organism in Eukaryota, Metazoa, Arthropoda, Insecta, Diptera, Syrphidae. Gene Ontology annotation, molecular function: ATP binding; AMP kinase activity. Gene Ontology annotation, cellular component: cytoplasm. The record is from RefSeq and is a predicted model, not a curated record. The transcript is spliced from 6 exons. Gene Ontology annotation, biological process: nucleobase-containing compound metabolic process.
UCACAUAAACAUUUUAGAAACACAGUUUUAAUCAAUAAAAAUAAAAAUGUCUCUCGACCAAACAGUUAAAACCCCUGAAGAUAACAAAAGCAAACUUAUAUUUUUGCAUCAUAUCGAUUAUUUCGAAACCAAUGAAAUAAAAAAACAUCUGAUAGAUAUAAAUAUCGAAGCACAAUGUUUGAAAUAUGAAAUAUCAGGAUGUUUAUAUCAACAAGAAAAUUUUGCCAAAGUCAUGCAUGAAAACCAUCCAGUGGAAAUAUUGAAUUGUUCAUAUCACAACUAUAUUCAGAAAAUUUUAAGUUGUGAUAUAAUAGUUUUCAAUGCAAAUUCAAGUAAUUUUGAAAAAGUUUGUUCUGAUAUGCGUCGUGUUAUGCAAGGUAUUGAACAAUUGUAUAAAGAAGAAGAUAAAAUGUCAGGUCAAAUGUCACGCAAGUAUUUAGUACUUCUUUCCUCUCCAAUGACAUGGGCUUUAACAACACCUGUUUAUGUGACUAAUAAUGAAGAAGAAGAAGAAGAUUCGAAUGAUAUUCUCUUGGAAGAAGACUAUAGACGUCGUAGGGCACAUAAGAAUUAUUGCAAGCACAAACUUUUAGAACGUGAUGUUAUCUGGCUGCAGAAAAAAUGCAAACCUUUUCUGAAAACAUUAAUUGUCUGUCCUGGGGUUACUUAUGGAGCAGAAAACAGUACUUUACAGUAUAUUUUCAAAUUUGCAUUCUACAACAAAGAAGUUCCAAUAGUCAAUACUGGGUACCAAUUUAUACCAUUGAUAUACAUUAAGGACUUUGUUCGCAUAAUGGGAAAUAUUUUUGACAAUUUCCCCGAAUCGAAAAUACGUUACAUAUUUGCUGUUCAACCAACUUUGAUGACUUUAAAAAACUUCACAUACAACAUUUGCCGAGCAUUCAAUGAUGAUUGCAGUAAAAUAAGGUUUCUACACGUUGUAGAGCUCCUAAUGUUCGAAAAGGAACUAUUUCCGCAAACUGUUGUGGACUUAUUGUCUUUGAAUUUAAAAUUUGGCGUAACAUAUUUGAAAGACUUUCAAUAUCAUGAAAUAACUGAAGAAUUUUGGUGUAAAGUAGCAGAAGAGUUUCGUGUUGACAGGAAUUUGCACCCAUUAAAAAUUGUUAUAGAUGGUCCACCGUUAGUGGGAAAAACUGAGCAUGCGAAAAUUCUUUCGGAAUACUAUCAAAUUCCCUGUAUUGAUACAUGUGACAUUAUAAAUAUUUACAUUAAAUUUUUGGAACAAAAAAUUAGUGACAACACUAUUGUUCUAGAAAGUCUUGAGAAUACAUCAAAUUCUGACAAUAUUUCCUCCAAAAAGGACAAUGAAGAUCUAGACUUAAUAGAAGCUCUUAAAUUAAAAAACAAAGACUUCUCAAAAGAACUGUUUGAUCUUAAAGUCUACAUUGCAUCACAUAUAGAAUUUGAAGAUCAAGAUUUUGAAACUUUGUCACGCUGUUUAAUUGGACUUAUCUCAACAAAACAAUACAACAUUAACCAGGGUUAUGUUAUCGACAACUUUCCUUUUACCUAUGAUCAGGCAAAUACAAUUUUCUUCAACACUGUUUGGAGAAGAGUUGAAAACAUUCAAUCUACUGAUAACACUUACCAAGACAAAGCAAUAGCCCUUGGCCCAUCAUCAUUACGACCAACUCAUGUUAUUCUAUUUGAUGCUCCAGAUGAAAUUCUUUGCAAACACGCUAUGGAUUUAACAGAAACCGAUGCUAUAAUUCGUCGAUGUCUUAGACAUCAAAUGCUUCCUCGAUUGGAUGCGUAUCGUAAUAGAAAUGAAGGAUCUCAAUGCUUAGAAAAUAUUUUCUAUGACAAUGAUUUGAUCCCUAUAAGUAUAAAUUUGGAUCCGGAUACUCAAGUUGUUGAUACUAUUCAAAUUAUUAAAAAUGAAAUUGGUCUUCCUUUCACGUAUCCAUUGUCAAGUGCUGAAAUUGAGGUUUUAAACAGAAAAAAAUUAGAAACACGAAUAAAGGAAAAAGAAGAACAUUCUCGUAAAAAGGAAGAAUUGCUGAAAAGUCUCACCACAGAACGGGAACAAAAACUUUUAGAAUGGACCAAAAACUACGAAGAUAUCCGAUUGCAUGAAGAUGAAUUACAUAGCAUCAAAACACUACCUCUACGGCAAUAUUUAGACAAAUACGUUUUGCCCACAUUAACUGAGGGCAUUUUAAAAGUAGCUGAGCUGCAACCAGAUGACCCUGUGGAUUUUUUAGCUGAAUAUUUAUUCAAAUGCAACCCUGAGGGUCAGCAAGUUCCCCCAUUUUGUACUGAAGAACAGAGAAAGCGAUUUGAAAGCACUUUUUAUGAAGAUAUAUGUAGUAGUUCGAGCAGUCUUUCACAUACGUCUUCUAAAUUCGGAUCGUCAGAUAAAUAAAUAUUUUCUUGAAAUAUAACAGUUAUUUAACGUUAACAAUUUUCAUGGAUUAAAUAUAUUAUAA